UCUUCCAGAAGUCGCCGGCUAACACGCCCGGCUGCAGCUCCGCUACACUCCACUUUUUCAUCUUAAAACUUCCUAUUCUUGAGCAUAAACUGUCUUACGGUGACGUUAGUCUUCAGCCAGGAUGUCAGCGUUGGGCACAUUAGCCUUCGAUGAAUAUGGGAGGCCGUUUAUCAUCAUCAAAGACCAGGAUAAGAAAACACGCUUGACGGGCAUUGACGCUCUCAAGUCUCACAUUAUGGCAGCAAAGGCAGUUGCGUCAACCCUAAAAACAUCUUUGGGACCAAAUGGUCUCGAUAAGAUGAUGGUUGACCGAGAUGGAGAAGUUACUGUCACGAAUGAUGGAGCCACCAUUCUCAGCAUGAUGGAUGUGGACCACCAGAUUGCAAAGCUGAUGGUGGAACUCUCCAAAUCCCAAGAUGAUGAGAUUGGUGAUGGAACCACUGGAGUAGUAGUGCUUGCCGGGGCCCUGCUUGAACAGGCAGAGCAGCUGUUGGACCGUGGAAUCCACCCCAUCAGGAUCUCUGAUGGUUACGACCAAGCCGCCCGUAUCGCCAUCAACCAGCUUGAUAAAAUUGCAGAAACCUUCCCCUUCGAUCCAAACAAUACAGAACCACUGAUUCAGACAGCCAUGACGACCCUAGGAUCCAAAGUUAUCAACCGGUGCCACAGACAAAUGGCAGAGAUUGCUGUUAAUGCCAUUCUGACUGUGGCUGACAUGGAGAGGAAGGACGUUGACUUUGAACUCAUCAAGAUGGAGGGCAAAGCAGGAGGGAAAUUGGAGGACACACAGCUCAUUAAGGGUGUCAUUGUGGACAAAGAGUUCAGCCAUCCCCAGAUGCCCAAGGUUCUCAAAGAUGUUAAGAUUGCCAUCCUCACCUGCCCGUUUGAGCCCCCUAAGCCCAAGACCAAGCAUAAGUUGGAUGUUACUUCAGUGGAGGACUACAAAGCGCUUCAGAAAUAUGAGAAGGAGAAGUUUGAGGAAAUGAUCCAACAGGUGAAAACCAACGGAGCUAACUUGGCUAUUUGCCAAUGGGGCUUUGAUGAUGAGGCCAAUCAUCUUCUGUUGCAAAACGAGUUGCCAGCUGUUCGCUGGGUUGGUGGACCAGAGAUUGAGUUGAUCGCUAUAGCAACAGGAGGACGAAUUGUCCCAAGGUUCUGUGAACUGACACCAGAGAAGCUUGGCACUGCCGGUGUCGUGAAGGAGAUCUCCUUUGGCACCACGAAGGAUCGCAUGCUGGUUAUCCAGGAGUGCAAAAAUUCCAGAGCAGUCACCAUCUUCAUCCGCGGCGGCAACAAGAUGAUCAUCGAGGAAGCCAAGCGAGCUCUUCAUGAUGCUCUUUGUGUCAUCCGCAAUCUGGUCAGAGACAACCGGGUUGUGUAUGGAGGUGGAGCUUCAGAAAUUGCCUGCGCUCUGGCAGUUAAUGAGGCAGCAGACAAGUGUCCGUCAUUGGAGCAGUACGCCAUGCGGGCAUUUGCUGAUGCCUUGGAGGUGAUCCCCAUGGCACUUGCUGAGAACAGUGGGCUCAACCCGAUCCAGACCAUGACAGACGUCAGAGCCAGACAGGUUGGGGAGAAUAACCCCUUCCUUGGAAUUGACUGUCUGCAUAACAACACCAAUGACAUGAAGCAGCAGCAUGUCAUUGAGACCCUGAUUGGCAAGAAGCAGCAGAUCCUGUUGGCCACUCAAGUGGUUAAGAUGAUUCUUAAAAUUGACGACAUCAGAAACCCGGGAGAGAGUGAGGACUGAACAUCGAAGUGCUAGACUGGGCUCUUAGAAACCUGAAUUUUGGCACUUCCAGAGCAACAUGUCCAAACCACAGUGCUUAUUGCUAUUUAUCAUUUGAUACUCGAUCGUCAAGCUGUUCCUGUUUCAAGGUCGCCAUUAAAAUGUUGGUCUGUUGACAU
Messenger RNA from Synchiropus splendidus (mandarinfish), 1905 nucleotides. RefSeq names its product chaperonin containing TCP1, subunit 5 (epsilon) (gene cct5). Gene Ontology annotation, biological process: protein folding. Gene Ontology annotation, cellular component: chaperonin-containing T-complex. Lineage: Eukaryota; Metazoa; Chordata; Actinopteri; Syngnathiformes; Callionymidae. The transcript is spliced from 11 exons. The record is from RefSeq and is a predicted model, not a curated record. Bases 122 to 1747 code for a protein of 541 amino acids. Gene Ontology annotation, molecular function: ATP binding; ATP hydrolysis activity; ATP-dependent protein folding chaperone.